Molecule: messenger RNA, 821 nt
Organism: Paramecium octaurelia
Lineage: Eukaryota; Ciliophora; Oligohymenophorea; Peniculida; Parameciidae
Source: the annotation of a GenBank genome assembly
UAAAAAUGGAACAAAUUCAACAGGUAAAAGCAUAAUUUAACGAAUGCAGGAAUGUUUGAAAUUUAUCUACAAACAAGAUAAGUCCAAAAAUGAUUUGAUGGCAGUAUCUUAGGCUUUAAAAAAAUGGCCCUAAGAAGCCUAAUAAUUUAGAUAGUAUUGUCUAAACUCUAAGAUCUUUGUUUCCAACGAAGCACCGAAACACGUAUAUGUUGUUACAAAGGGGGAAUUCGUAUAAGUAAAAUAUGGUAAUUGUUUGGACAAAUGAAUAUUAGUCAAGUCACAAUCCAAGAAUCCCUUAUCUUACAUUAGUAAGAUAUUUGCUCAGGAACCUCAAAUAUAAAAAUAGCUUCGUGUAAGAUUAUAUACAAUAAUUAUCCUCCUAGACCUUCAAGGUGAUGGAUGUGAUUGGAAUGGAUGAAAUUCACAAUGAAAAUUACACCUACGAUGUUUUCUGUAAUUCAACAAUCGGAGAAGUCUUUUGCAUCAAGAAAUGUGUCUUCGAGAAAAUCGUCCCAACUCAAACCAUGAAGAAGAAGAACCUUCAAAUAACCAUAGAAAAUAAACCCUGUCAAAUGAUUGAAAUUCAUUCUGCAAAAGGAGCAACGCCAAUCAAUCGAUUAUAAUUGGGAGAAAUACCCAGAUAACCAGAAGAAAUCAGCACACAUCGACAUGAAAAGAGAACCAUCGAUUUUACAGCCUUUAAAUAAGUUAAACCAUAGCAUAUUGUUCAUCAACCAAUCCUGGAGGAACUAGAAGAACCUCCUUUAAACAAUAGAUUUCUUGGUGGUAAUAAUACAAUUAAACAUUAGAUUGAUUCAGCU